AUGCGAUCCAUCGCCGCAGCAACAGCAGCUCUGCUACUGACUCAAGCAGCUCUCUUACCCUCCACAGCAGCUUCGCUACCACAAGCAGCCUUCUCUGCCGAAUCUGCGCCAUCAUCCAGCACUAACAACUCAUCAUCCCCGACCCACCCCAUCGCCACCCUCCGCAAACCCUUUGGCCGCUUCCUUCACGUAACCGACCUCCAUCCCGAUCCGCACUACAAGUACAACUCAGCCGUCAACGCAGCCUGCCAUCACAAGAAACCUAAAAAACACAAAUCCGAAGGAAAACAACGUGCAGGAUGGUGGGGAACCGCACUUAGCGAUUGUGAUUCUCCACCGCAUCUCGUCGAGUCUUCUCUCAAAUGGGCUGCUUCCAAUCUUGUUUCCUCCUCCGAAGGUCUGGACUUUAUCAUCUGGACCGGCGACUCAGCCCGACAUGAUAACGACAAUAAACUCCCACGUAGCAACAAAGAGAUCUUUGAGCUUAAUCGAUGGACUCUUUCCCAACUCGAGACCGCUUUCCCGGGUGUACCUUUGAUUCCUACCGUGGGCAAUAACGAUAUUUUCCCGCACAACAUCCUUUUCCCGGGACCAAACGCAGUCACAAAGGAGUAUGUUCAGAUUUGGAGAGACCACAUUCCAGAGUAUGAAUUUCACACGUUCGAACAAGGUGGAUACUACGUUAAAGAAAUUCUUCCUAAUCGAUUAGCUGCUAUGAGUCUGAAUACGUUGUAUUUCUACGAUAACAAUAAGGCAGUGGAAGGAUGUGUGAAGAGGAAAGGCAAGAAGGCCGAUCCAGGUACAGCGCAGUUAGACUGGUUGGAAGUGCAAUUGGAUCUGUUUAGAAGGAGAGGGAUGCAGGUUCAUCUGUUGGGUCAUGUGCCGCCGACAGCAGGGAACUACUUCGGGAAAUGCUAUAGAAGGUAUACGGAUAUAGUACUGAGGUUUCAAGAUACGGUGGUAGGUCAACAUUUCGGUCAUAUGAAUACGGAUGCGUUUUUUGUGCAGGAGGAUAUGGAGGCUGUUUACAGUUCUAUCUCUUCCGAGGCUGGGAUGGGCGAUGAAGCAGAAGCAGAAGUAGAGUCAGAGGAGAUGGAGGAGGAGAUGGAAGAAGCAGAGGAGAGAGAUGAGGUGGAGACGAAGGACGAGGGUCUACCAGGAGACCUAAAGCGAGAUUUCUCCACACUCCCAGGCAAAGGUCGAACGAACAAAGACUUUUACUCGGUCUUUUUCAUCGCUCCUAGCAUCAUUCCAACCUACUACCCUUCAAUUCGGUUAUGGACAUAUAACGUCUCCGAAAGUGCUCGAAACCAACCCUUCACCUCGAAUUUCAACAUCACCUCGUCUAUCGAGCCUAACACAGGCCUGGGAGAAGAUGAUGACGAAGAGCUAGAGCCAUUUUCAAGGCAUCACCACCGCCCAACACCGCCAAAGAAAAAGAAAGGCAAGAAACACCAUAAGCACAAGCUCCCUCGCCACACCUCACCCUCUUCACCUUCCCGUACCAAUACCUACCUCAGCAUGCUCGGCUAUUCGCAGUGGGUGAUGGAUAUCGAUGACCAGAACGAGACCAUCGAGUCUAUUCUCCACCCUCACAAGCUCAACUCUGCUGGUGUCGGAGAAGAGAAGAAGAAACACAAAGACAAUGAUGAUGAAGAGAAGAAAAAACGUCGCAAAGAAGCAGAAAAACAACAAGUUUCGUACAAACUUGAGUACGCCACGCACCCUCCAGAAGUGCUUUGGCAGGAAUUCGACCCUUCUUUUACCCAACGCGGGUUAAGGGGGCCGGUACCGGUACCGAAAGCGCUGUUAGAGAAGGAACUGAAACGUGCUGGUCUCAAGCAACCUUUCAUCACCUCUGAAGUGGACGAGGAAAAGAAGGGAACUGGGAGAAAGAAGCUAGCUAAGCCAUUAAGAAAGCUCACAGACUACAGCUUACCAUCGGUCACGGUAGGAGAGAUGAUGGAUCUGGCACGAAGAUUAGUGGUCGAUAAGAAGUUGUGGAAACGAUUUGUGGCUAGGAUUUAUAGUGAGUCUGGUUACAAGCCCUAA
This is a messenger RNA of Ustilago hordei, 2052 nucleotides long. RefSeq lists its product as uncharacterized. The transcript has a single exon. Gene Ontology annotation, molecular function: endopolyphosphatase activity; exopolyphosphatase activity. Gene Ontology annotation, cellular component: membrane; fungal-type vacuole. The record is from RefSeq and is a predicted model, not a curated record. NCBI's taxonomy places the organism in Eukaryota, Fungi, Basidiomycota, Ustilaginomycetes, Ustilaginales, Ustilaginaceae. Gene Ontology annotation, biological process: polyphosphate catabolic process. The coding region runs from base 1 to 2052 and encodes 683 amino acids.